AUGCAAGGAAAUACGCAUGGAUCUCUUGGAAGGGUCAUCAAAACACCCAUGCAUAUACACCAGAGAGAACCAAAGCAAGCUUUGCAAACUUUAAGAACCUCACAACAUAUUUCUCAAAAAAAAUACAUAGAACUAAUUAACUUAGCCAAAAAGUUGUAUUCCUGUCAAAAUGAGUUGUUAUGUUAUCAAAGAGAGGAAAAGACAAUGCAGGGAGAAGGAGAUAAUAAAGUUACAAAAAAGUCUCUCAAUAUUGUCACUAAUGGAGAGAAGAAAUCUCUUCUGGAUAUGUCAAAGGUAGGAAAUCAUCUUAUCAAAAAGGAGUUUAAGAUAUCCAAAGAAACAUUGAACAUUCAUAAAUCAGCAACACGUGAAUCCAAACGUGUUACAAAAAUAAAGUCUAUAACAAUUAAUACCAGGAAGAACAAAAGGAAAAGGGAUUCGUCUCAUCUUGGGAAAACGUUUACCAAACAUAAUAACUCACAUCUAGUUAGAUCUAUCAAGACAAAGGAGAACGGAAAUAAUGAUUCCAAAAAAAAAGAACAAAUGUCCAUACUAACAGGAGAAGAACAAGCAAAAAGAAUAGUACCACCACCAGAUUCAUUCAAAAAAAAAAAAAAAAAAAAAAAAAAUUCUGAAGUUACAAUACAGAAAUUUCCCAACUCAAAAAUUACAGAGAAGAAAAAAAACGUAGAAAUAUACUUAACUAAUACUACACAGAAAAGGAAGAAAAGAAAAAAAAAAUAUAUGUGCACAUUUUCCAAAACUAACACCAAUAAAGGAAAUAUUAUAAAUCUCGUCAAAUGUGCCAAAAAUGAAGUUUUACAAAAAGUGGAACCAAGUAAUACCCACUAUACAUUUAAUAACCCACAAAAUAAAAGUGCAUUAACAGAUGAGGGAAAAAAACCACAACCAGGGUCUAAGCACAAAAUGGGUCAUCAUCCUAGGCAUGAACAAGCAAUUACCCAACAUGAACAACCACUUCCCAUACAGCAUAUCAGCACAUGCUCAAAAAUGGAACACCCAGGAGUCACCACCUCCACCGCUGCAAAAAAACAAUGCUAUAACCAACAAAAGAGGAAAAAUCAAAGACAUUUAUCAAAAAAAAGAAGAAAACACAUGAAUUCUAAUUCUAAUAACAGAGUAAUGGUAGAAGACGAAGAAUGUAGCACUGUGAAUGCCACUCAUAAAGAACAGAAUCCAUCUGAACAUAAAAAAAGAGCAUCAAAAAUUUUUUCCAAAAAUUUAAAGAAUCCAAAGAGAAAGUCACAUAGCACUUCUAGUUGCAAAAUUCAACUAGCUAAAUAUACACAACCACAAUCGAGAACCAGAAAAGGAUUAUUACUAAACAAUGCAAAUAGAAGUAAAAGAAAACUUACACCAAAAAUUGUUUCUCUUCAGAAUCAAAAGUGGAAGGAAAAAAAUGGUAGAGUUACACGGAAUUGCGCUUCAAAUCAGAUUUAUGAAUUCAAUGCUGCUAAACGAAAUCGACCAAGCUUAGAUAAGCAGAAGGACAAUCUCAAAUCUUGCAAGGAUUUGAUAAAAACUUUAAACGCCUCAAGCGUUAUCAUAUGCACUAAAAAUCAUAAAAAAAGAACAAAAAAAAGUUUAAGAACAAGAAAAACAAAAAGUGAGAAUGGGUUUCAAAUGGGGUCGAACUUCACAUUCGGGGGAAGCGUCUCGAUGCCACGAAAAAAAAAAAAUUCAAGAUGA
Plasmodium gonderi is the source of this 1710-nucleotide messenger RNA. RefSeq lists its product as hypothetical. The record is from RefSeq and is a predicted model, not a curated record. NCBI's taxonomy places the organism in Eukaryota, Apicomplexa, Aconoidasida, Haemosporida, Plasmodiidae. The transcript has a single exon. Bases 1 to 1710 code for a protein of 569 amino acids.